This is a messenger RNA of Gymnogyps californianus (California condor), 5116 nucleotides long. Its product is annotated as amine oxidase [flavin-containing] B-like. Bases 281 to 1630 code for a protein of 449 amino acids. Lineage: Eukaryota; Metazoa; Chordata; Aves; Accipitriformes; Cathartidae. The record is from RefSeq and is a predicted model, not a curated record. The transcript has 16 exons. Gene Ontology annotation, molecular function: oxidoreductase activity.
CGGCAUCUCAGGUCUCUCAGCAGCCAAACUGCUGACUGAGUCAGGCUUGAAUGUGGUGGUGCUGGAAGCCAAUGACAGGGUUGGUGGAAGAACUUUCACCGUGAGGAAUAAGCAAGCUAAAUAUGUGGACCUUGGAGGAGCUUAUGUGGGGCCAACACAAAAUCGUCUCCUGCGAUUAUCUAAAGAGUUAGGAAUAGAGACGUAUAAAGUGAAUGAAGUUGAGCACCUGAUCCACCAUGUCAAGGGUAAGUCUUACCCCUUUAAAGGUCCAUUCCCUCCUAUGUGGAAUCCAUUGGCCUACCUGGACUACAACAACCUAUGGAGGACCAUGGAUGAAAUGGGAAAGGAGAUUCCCAGUGAAGCCCCAUGGAAGGCUCCACAUGCAGAAGAAUGGGACAAAAUGACUAUGCAAGAUUUCAUAGAUAAAAUUUGCUGGACAAAUGCUGCCAAGAGUUUCGCAACCCUGUUUGUGAAUGUGGAUGUCACUUCUGAACCCCAUGAGGUCUCUGCCCUUUGGUUUUUGUGGUAUGUGAAGCAGUGCGGGGGGACAACAAGGAUAUUCUCAACCACCAACGGAGGACAGGAGAGGAAGUUUGUUGGGGGCUCUGGCCAGAUCAGUGAGAAAAUAAUGGAGCGCCUGGGAGGCCGGGUGAAGCUGAGGAAGCCAGUCGUCCGCAUCGACCAGUCGGGUGAAAGUGUCAUAGUGGAAACCUUAGAUCGUGAAUUAUAUGAGGGCAAAUAUGUGAUCAGUGCCAUUCCCCCAGCUCUUGGUUUGAAGAUUCAUUUCAACCCACCUUUGCCCCCAAUGAGAAACCAGCUCAUCAACCGAAUCCCCAUGGGCUCAGUCAUCAAGUGCAUUGUAUACUAUAAGGAAACUUUCUGGAGGAAGAAGGGAUAUUGUGGUACCAUGAUCAUUGAAGAUGAGGAUGCUGCAAUUGGUUUAACACUUGACGAUACUAAGCCUGAUGGCAGCUUUCCUGCCAUAAUAGGCUUCAUUCUUGCUCGGAAGUGUAGAAGACUGACAGGUCUCACAAAAGAAGAAAGGAAGACGAGGCUGUGUGAGCUCUAUGCAAAGGUUCUGGGAUCAGAGGAAGCUUUACAUCCAGUGCAUUAUGAAGAGAAGAACUGGUGUGAAGAGCAGUAUUCUGGGGGCUGCUACACAGCCUACUUCCCACCAGGCAUAAUGACUCAGUAUGGCAGGAUUAUUCGGCAGCCUGUUGGCAGGAUCUAUUUUGCUGGCACAGAGACAGCCACAGAGUGGAGCGGCUACAUGGAGGGGGCUGUACAGGCUGGAGAAAGAGCAGCCAGAGAGAUACUGUUUGCUAUGAGGAAAAUCCCAGACUCUGAAAUUUGGAAGCCAGAACCUGAAUCAAUUGAUGUUCCAGCUUUGCCCAUCACUACAACCUUCUGGGAGAGGAACUUGCCGUCUGUGCCAGGACUGCUAAAGCUGAUUGGAUUUUCCACUUUCUUCACCUCUGUGGCUCUGAUGUGUACAGCAGUAUGGCAGAUCAGGCUGUUGGACCUGAGUGUGAACAGGGAACCUUGUGCUAAUAUACAGACACAGCCUUUCAAACCUUUUUCACCCUGUCUGACAGCUCUUUGCCUCCAAGGUCCUCUUUUAGCUCCCUAAGUUGCUGCAAGAUAGCAAGAGAACAAAUUAACUUCUGCCUGCCCCAGGAAGUUGUAAAGCCGUCCAUAAAAAAAACUUUUUUACAUAUUUUUUUGUCUCCUUCCUUUCUUUCAUCUGCUUAAAUUUAUACUUUGAACACCUUGAGGUUGUCUCUUGCCUGGUAGGGCACAGUGGGCUUGAAAAUGUAGCGUUAGCAUUAAAAAAAAAACAACAAAAACCCCAACUUAACUGCCCCCCAACACUUGCUUCAUGCUGAACACAGCUUAGCUGAUUCAGAGCUUCAGUCUCUCCUAACCACCAUAUUGAAGGGAUUAGCACUUCCACUUCUGCCUGCUGUGCUGUGUUGUACUGACUGUGCACUUUUGGUAACUAAUCAAGGAUCCAAAUGAUAGAGAGAUCAAAGAGAACCAUGGAUAGGAUAGUCACAUGCAAGUGCUUCUGCCCUCCCUAGCUUGGUGCCUUUCAAACAAUGUAAAAAAAGAAAAGAAAAAAAAAGAAACAGAAAAAAGAAACAAAAAAAACCCAACCACCAAAACCUUAGGUGCCUACCUGUCAACUUGAUGGUACCUUGUUCUACGUAUUUCUGCUGUUUUACAUCUGCUCAAUACAAAACAGGAAGACACAGGUAUAACUGAGAACAGGAUUUGGUGCACAUGAAGUUUGAGAUGUCUGGAAUUUUUCUGAGCCUGUUUGCUGCACUUCUCCCUUCAACCAGUGCCGAUGUAAUUUUUUACAAAAAUCAGUAAAGCACCACGGAGGGAAGUAUAAUAAUAUAUUCAGCAACUAGUGUGAGCAGACGGUAGAGGAACUGUGUCACCAGUCUCAGGCAGACUUUUUGGGCUAGCAUCUGAUCCCGCUUGUGCAGAGUAGUACUUCCUUCUCCAAAUAGUCCUAUGGAAAUCCACUGAACUACUUAUAAAGCUGUAGUAUUUGUGAGCAGCGCAUCAGUUUCUGGCCCUUAGGUUUCAUUCUUUUUAACUUGAUGUGCCAGUUAAAAAUCUUCUUGUAGCGGCAGCUUGGAUUUUAUCACAAAUGAAUAUCCUCAUAACAGCCUUUUAAAAUGCAUAGGGGAACUUUUCAGACAUAAAGAUCUUUAAGUUGGAAGAACAGUGCAGCAGUGUACAUAUGGCCUUUCUCAUUGUAUCACAUAGAGCACUAAUUGGCUGGGACAUUUGCCUGCCAGAGAGUGCUUCUGCGUGGCUUUCUCUCUGAUUUAUUUACUAAAUGAAUUAGGAACCGAAAGCUGAAUGGGAACUGUGUAAGUUCAGAGCUUUUGCAACUCAGACGAUUCUCAGGCCAGAAAUAAACAUAGGAACCUAAAUUUGGGAGGACAUUUUUAAAGUCUUGGCCCAAUAUUUGUAAGUGCUAGACGGUGAAUACAUACUUAACAUAUAAAGAAUUGCUGCAUUUGCAGAUGAUUUCUCUGCCAAAACUGUUUGGAAUUCAAGUCCUGCUUCUGCCCUAGAAAUACUCUGCACGUCUCUAAAGAGGAGCAGAUCCAUGAGACUAAUAAGGAUAAAUUGGUUUUAUUCACAUCCAAAAUGUAUCUCUCUCUUCUUUGCUCCUGAAUCUGGCAGAGGUUUUUCCCAGUCUAACAAGAAAAUGUUGUGUGCCACAGGGGCAGAAAAUCCAAGGAAAAACAGAAGUUAGGUAUAGUUAGAACUGAACUGAAUCAUAACCAAAGCUUUUGAUGAGAUUGGUUAAUUUAAAAAAAAAAGUGUAUAUAGUUAUAAACCUUUCUUAUUCUUAGUUUCACAGUGAAACAAAAAAUGGAAAAAAGAAAACCCACAAAGCAUUUCUCGUAUUAUUCUGCCACAACUAAAAGUAGGUGCGACUUGAAAUCUCAAAUUAAAUUUGGAUCCCCUGAGAUUUCUAGCCAAAUCUGAUGGAGCUGGGAGGUCUGAAUUGCAACAUCUGUAUUAGGACUCGAAAGUCUCGGUCUUCUUCCUUCCAGCCUGCCAAAGCAUUAGGAAUGCUCUCUUUGUCUUUACAGCCGUGUCUUGCUACGAUUAUGCUGUGGAGCUUAUCACCACUAUGGGAUUAAAAAGAAGGAUUUGCUGCUGUUUUCUCGACAUCUUCCACAUAAAAGGAAUAUGUGGCACUUUGUCUAUUUGGAUGCCAGUGUGAUGAGAAAAUUGACAAGUGUAGCUAGAGAAUCAAGUUGCUUCCCCAUGGGUAGAGGGAACUGUUAGCACUGGCUUACAUUUUUAAAAUUCCUUCGUGCCAGCCCUUCAAAGAGAGGAAUGAAGUCUGGUUUAAUGGGUAACCAGUUGUGCUAUAUUCUUAAUUCAUUAACAUGUUUGAUGAGAAAUCUGCUGUCAUGAAAGUUCCAGCAGUUUACCAGCUUCAUAAAAUGUAUUAUAGGAGCAACCAUGGAAAUAAUUGUAUUUGUCUCUUAUGAACUGAUUUGUGUUAUCAUGCAUAUUUUGUAAGGCUCUUAAGAAUUUGCAAAAAAAAGAGGUUUACUUGCUUGUACACUGUUCUGAUAGCAACUGUAUAUUGCAAAGGAUGUUGGGUCAUGGCAUGAAAAUCUGUGUUAACUAAAGUACUUGAAAGGUAAUUGUAUAAACUACUUGACAAUAACAAGGACGUGAGCAAUCUGAGGCAGCCCCUUGUCUUUCCUUUAACUAGUGCGGUUUUUUUCUCAAUGCAGAUCUUGAUUCCAAAUAACAUAUCUGCUGUCAAUACAGCAAAGACAUUAAUCACAAUUAAGUAUAUGUCUGAGCAUUGUCCAUCACUGGACCCCAAGGCCCGGAGGAGAAGCUAGGGACUUCUAUUAAAAUAAUUUUCCUCUGACCUCAGUGGGACUAUUGUUUCACUGAGGUAGACUUUACAGAAGUGCAGAAAUUUUAAGGUUUGGGGGUUUUUUUGAGACAUGAAGGAAAAAUAUUUUUGAGGAAGAAGGAAUUAUAUGUCCUCCAAAAGUACUUGGAUGCAAAAGGAAGCCAGGAUUAAAUGACAACAGAUCUGCCACUGCUCUCAGGCAAGAAGCAAACCCCAAAUCGCAGAUUACAAAUGCUCACAAAUAAACCUGACCUGUGUUUAAAUGGACUGACAUUCUCUCCCCCAUCUCCAUCACCUUAAGAUCACCUUGCUCUUACAAUCUGUUCUUCAAUAGAGAUAAAAAUGAGAUGGCCAAAGCAGUCUUGCUUUCAAAGUAUCUCUACAGUCAAAUUGUUUAGGCGUUGUCAUAGACUACCGCUUAUAGCGUGUCUCCUGUGGUCAUGUACAGGUCAGUGUUCAGUGAUGCCUGCCUCUGUGUUUUGGAAAAAAGAGUGAUUUCACUUUGCAGGAAUAUAUAUGCUGUGUGUGUGAUGAAUUUGUGCCUUUUCUAACUGUAGCAUUUUCUCAAGUGCCUCUGUGGUGACUGUCUCCCUUGGUUUCCUUCUUAAGUUCCCUUUUCAAUAGGCUCUGCAGAUAUUUUUAUCUGACAGCUGUGAACUUUUUUUAACCUUAAUUAGAAUCAAUAAAUAUUGUCAUGUCACA